UUCAAGUGUUCAAGUACGUCCUCGGAGUGGAAGCAUGGCCAUCAUGUUGAGUUUCCAGCUACAAACUCUACGUGAAAAAUAAAAUAGGUUCGCGCUACGACGAAUCACAAAAUGGAACCCCGCAACCUGUGUGUCCCGUGCACCAAGCGCACCGACAAGAGAUGCCAAUUGCUUCAGCACCGAGAAGACAUUAACGAAGUGCUCCUUGGUGCGGGACUAGAACUGUGCGAGGACGUCCGACAGGUCGGUGGCGCCCGCCUGGCAGUGACUCAGCAUUCCGCCUUCAACUACCCACUCUGGGCUCAACCGGACGACCCGGUGAGAAGCUCGGCGUUCAAGCUCGCCAACGAUCUGCUCACUUGUCACUCACGUUGUUUCACUGCCUUGGAAAUAUACUCCACCGUUGGCUGCACCCGCCAGGUGGUAGACGCUCUCAGGAAGAGGUCCGCCUUGAAAAGCUUGACUGUCUACUUAGUGGAUGGCGACCCUCGCCAGGACCACAAUCACCUUGCCGUUUUCGGGCUCGUCGACUGUCUGCCAUCACUCGAAGAGCUCGUCUUCAAAACCGAGAGCGAUCCGCUGUACUCGAUGGUUAAAUUUGGCCAUGGCCAGCUUCUGGGACGCGCUCUCAGAAGUCUCACGACGCUUGAUGUGAGGGCUCUGGAAAUGAGCACAUUUAAUGCGCAGCAGUUGGUCUGGUCGCUCAUAGCAAAACGCACCCUACCCGAUCUAGCUGUCGGAGGCUGCGUGUACAGAGCCGGCUGCAACGGCGCGCCCGGGAAAGUAUUUGCCCAUUACCUGACCACCAGUGCCGCCACCCUGAAGAAGCUAACGCUAAGCGACGGCUCGGUUUGCGAUGACCUCGUUCUCUGGAAGACACUCAUCCCAGCGUUCUGUGAAAUGACCACCUUGGAAGAACUGAAUCUGGACUUAUCCAUCGCAUAUGAAAUCUUCCCCGAAGUGACCGCUCUCUUGGCCGAAGCGGUUCUUCGCUGCCCUAGCCUACGACUCCUCCAGCUACCUCGGCCAGGACAAACCUACCGUGGCCAGUUCCUGAACGGCUGCCGAUCGAUAUUCACGCUAUAAUGUGGCGCAGUGGAUGAAGGCCUGGCUCAAAGCUCUGCGGACGACCUCCAGCUUGCUCGAGCUGCGCCUCAAUUUGCCAGACAUGGACAAAAUGCAGUGUCACACUCUAUUACAAGCUGUCGCUAACAACAAGACAUUGAAGAAGGUGGUACUCCAAGGAGUGCCGCUGAUCACAAAUAACAAGCUCAACGCAGAUCUGAUCGUCCUCUCCAAAACCAUCCAGGAGCUCAGCCUCGGCGACCGCGUUCGCGUCAUGAACCUUUGCGUGACCUUUGGGAACGCGGCCAAGAUAUUGGCAUCCACGAAACCUUCCACCGUGAACUUCGACAACCUCCGCAUCGAAUUCAGCGCCCAACACGACCUGGAACCUUUAAAGGCAUGCUGCGAGGUGCUCUCUCGCCGUGGCACCUCAACGUCAGUCAAUAUCUGCUGCGAUUUGAUGAGUCACGCUGCGUUCAGCACCUUGUUGGAUUGGUUAGCCAAGUCGUCCACGCUGACCCACGUGGAAAUUGUCGCCGAUGAUCACUCAGGGAUAACGGGUUACUGCGGUCGCUGCGUUGUCAUGUACGACCGGGUGGUCCCAGCGCUGGCGAGGAACGCCAACAUCACUAGACUAAGUUUUGUAGGCGUCAAGGUACAAUCGAAACACCUUGACAAGCUCCGUGACUGCGCUCGUAAGCAUCGAAAUCUCAUCGCGAUCAGCCUGGCUCCCAGUUGCAGAGACGUCGACUCGUUCACACCACAUCACAGAAAUUCGCGGAACAUGAAGUUCUACGUGCACGCCAUGAGGGAGCUGCACGGGCUCAUGCUCAAGAACGCCGCUCGAAUAAGUGUGGCGGCCAGGUUCGUGUUGGGCGAGGACAUCCGCAAGGGUGCCAGAGUCAUCGAACGCCUGCACGAGCAUCCUCGGUUGCUGGAACUGGUGCGGGAAGGAGCAUCGGUCACCGACGCCGAGGCCCAGGAGAUGGCCCAGCGAGCCAUGGAGAGGGUGCGGGACUGCAGCCUUCGCGACUACAUGAGGCUCACCGGCGUGAUCAAGGAGAAAGUGGAGCGCCUUGACACCGACUCUAAAGAAGUCCACCUUGUGAACUUGCCGGCAGACUUCUGGCUCCGGGUGCGCCGAUGCCUGAAGAUUACGCACGUUGUUAUCCCGCGCGGAGUCCAAGUCUGCGAGGGGCGCCCCGGGCCCAUGCCCCUCGUGGAAUCUCUGUUUAGUAUGGGACUUGCAUGAGCCCCACCUCCUAAAAGCGAUUGUUGCAACGCCACUCGCUGCCCGUACUGACCUACCUUCUUUCAAUCGGCGCUGCCCUUGUCUAAGUAAGGGAAGCGCGCUUGCCUGUACAACAAACAACGUAUGGACCCACUAACCGAGAAAUAAAAGCA
This is a messenger RNA of Dermacentor andersoni, 2469 nucleotides long. RefSeq lists its product as uncharacterized. NCBI's taxonomy places the organism in Eukaryota, Metazoa, Arthropoda, Arachnida, Ixodida, Ixodidae. The record is from RefSeq and is a predicted model, not a curated record.